This is a messenger RNA of Euleptes europaea (tarantolino), 741 nucleotides long. It is a transcript of the gene STX10, whose product is annotated as syntaxin 10. The record is from RefSeq and is a predicted model, not a curated record. Gene Ontology annotation, biological process: Golgi vesicle transport. The transcript is spliced from 8 exons. NCBI's taxonomy places the organism in Eukaryota, Metazoa, Chordata, Lepidosauria, Squamata, Sphaerodactylidae. Bases 1 to 741 code for a protein of 246 amino acids. Gene Ontology annotation, cellular component: membrane.
AUGUCUCUGGAGGACCCGUUCUUCGUGGUGAGAGGUGAGGUUCAGAAAGCAGUAAAUUCAGCACGUGGGCUAUACCAGCGCUGGUGUGAGCUGCUUCAGGAGACACAUGUUGGCAGCAAAGAGGAAUUUGACUGGACGACAAAUGAACUCCGCAACAGUUUGCGCAGCAUUGACUGGGACCUGGAGGAUCUGGAGGAAACCAUUUGCAUUGUGGAAUCAAACCCUCGUAAGUUCAAAAUUAAGCCUUCCGAGGUAGCAGCCCGGCGUGCUUUCGUCACAGAGAUGCAGGGAUCUGUUAAGGAAAUAUGGGAUCACAUAUCCAGUCCAACAGCACAAGCCAUUUUGGAGAAGAAAAACAGAGAGAUGCCAGUGGGGAGCAGCGAACGAUAUCGGCUCUUGGAUGCAGAAGGACUCUCAACAGUCGAUUUGCGUGCUCUAGAAGAGCAGCAGUUGCAUCAGAAGCUGAUCAUGGAUGCCCAGGAUGAGCAGCUGGAGCUGGUCUCCGGCAGCAUCCGAGUGCUGAAACACAUGUCAGGGCGGGUCGGAGAGGAGCUGGACGAGCAGGCUGUGAUGCUGGAAGACUUUGCUCAUGAGAUGGACAGCACUCACAGUCACAUGGACGGAGUGCUCCUAAAGAUGGCCAGAGUCUCGCACACAACCUUGGACCGGCGUCAGUGGUGCAUCGUAGGCGUGUUGCUCGUCGUUGUCAUGGUGGUGCUGAUUCUCUUGUUCACGUUGUGA